This is a messenger RNA of Tympanuchus pallidicinctus (lesser prairie-chicken), 2909 nucleotides long. RefSeq names its product RasGEF domain family member 1B (gene RASGEF1B). Gene Ontology annotation, cellular component: plasma membrane. The coding region runs from base 187 to 1605 and encodes 472 amino acids. The transcript is spliced from 14 exons. Lineage: Eukaryota; Metazoa; Chordata; Aves; Galliformes; Phasianidae. Gene Ontology annotation, biological process: positive regulation of GTPase activity; Ras protein signal transduction. Gene Ontology annotation, molecular function: guanyl-nucleotide exchange factor activity. The record is from RefSeq and is a predicted model, not a curated record.
GCUCCUCGCACCUCCCCUUGGGCAGCCCUUUCCAUUGGCAAGCCCAUACUCUACCUCAGAAGAGUAUUUCUGCUUGAAGUCAGAGGUUGUGUCUUAAAAUACAGGAGAGGAGGGGAGGAGAAAAUCAAUGUGUCAUCUACGGAUGAGGCAAAAAGGAGAAAUGGGAAAUCCUUUAUCUGGGAAAGGAUGCCACAGACACCUCCCUUUGCAGCAAUGUUUGACAGCAGCGGCUACAACAGGAAUCUGUAUCAGUCAAAAGAGGAUGGCUGUGGAGGACUCUAUUACCACGAUAACAACCUCUUGUCAGGGUCUCUGGAAGCUCUGAUUCAGCACUUAGUGCCCAGUGUAGAUUAUUAUCCUGAUAGAACAUACAUCUUCACCUUCCUUCUCAGUUCACGCUUGUUCAUGCAUCCCUAUGAGCUUAUGGCCAAAGUUUGCCACCUGUGCAUUGAGCAACAGAGACUAAGUGAGCCUGGCCAGGACAAGAACCGAAUACGAAAAAUUGCUCCCAAAAUCCUGCAGCUCUUGACAGAAUGGACAGAGACAUUUCCUUAUGAUUUUCGGGAUGAAAGAAUGAUGAGAAACUUAAAGGAGUUGGCACAAAGAAUAACCAGUGGUGAUGAGAUGUAUCGGAAGAACGUCCAGCAGCUCCUGCAGAACCUGCUUCGAAAGCUCGCAACUCUUAGCCAGUAUGAAGAAGUACUUGCAAAAAUCAAUGCAACGUCCACAGAUCGCCUCACAGUCUUAAAGACCAAGCCACAGUCCAUCCAGAGGGACAUAAUCACUGUCUGUAAUGAUCCCUACACAUUAGCUCAGCAGCUGACGCACAUAGAGCUUGAGAGACUUAAUUAUAUUGGACCAGAAGAGUUUGUCCAGGCGUUUGUGCAAAAGGAUCCUUUGGAUAAUGACAAGAGCUGCUAUGGAGAUCGAAAGAAGAGCCGUAACCUGGAAGCAUAUGUGGAAUGGUUUAACAGGCUCAGUUACCUGGUUGCAACAGAAAUCUGUAUGCCUGUGAAAAAGAAGCACAGAGCAAGAGUGAUAGAGUAUUUCAUUGAUGUGGCACGGGAAUGUUUUAACAUUGGGAACUUUAACUCCUUAAUGGCUAUUAUUUCUGGCAUGAACAUGAGUCCUGUCUCUCGAUUAAAGAAAACAUGGGCAAAAGUGAAGACUGCCAAAUUUGAUAUUCUUGAGCAUCAGAUGGACCCUUCUAGCAAUUUUUAUAAUUACCGGACUGCUCUGCGUGGAGCCGCCCAAAGGUCUUUGACAGCUCAUAGCAACAGAGAGAAGAUCGUGAUACCGUUCUUCAGCCUCUUGAUCAAAGACAUUUACUUCCUCAAUGAGGGUUGUGCCAAUCGUCUUCCAAAUGGUCAUGUCAAUUUUGAAAAAUUCUGGGAAUUGGCAAAACAAGUCAGUGAAUUUAUGUCGUGGAAGCAAGUGGAGUGUCCAUUUGAAAGGGAUCGGAAGAUUCUGCAGUAUUUGCUCACUAUCCCAGUCUUCAGUGAUGAUGCACUUUACUUGGCUUCCUAUGAGAGUGAAAGUCCUGAGAAUCACAUUGAGAAGGACAGAUGGAAGACUCUGAGAUCGACGCUUCUGGGCAGAGUCUGAUGCAUGGGAUGGCUGCUGCUUCUGCUGCUGCUCUCACCAAGGGGCAUGGCAUAGUUUGUUUUUGUGCACUGAGUGGUAUUCAAAGUGAUGAAAACUGUGUAGUCAGUUGAGAUAACUUGUCAACAAAGAUGAAACAAGUUAACUCAAGAACAAACAGGCAGCUUCUCGUACCAGACAGAUGAGAUUAAAUCACAGCCCACUCUCAACUUCAGUAUUGACUGAGGACAGCACUGACAGAAACCUUUGAAGAGCUCAGAUGCUGCCCAUGAAUCAUUCCACACCUGGAUGGAAUAUUUUUUUUCUCUUCAUCGUGCUGGAACUAGCUGCUACAAGGACUCUGCAGAGCUGAUAUGAUGUUAUAGAGGAGAAAAAAAAAAUCACUGUACUUACAGUGGAAACCUGGGUCUGCAUCGACUUCCUGAUAAGCUGAAGAUAGCCAGGAACUCUGGUCAGGACUGCUAACAAGGGAAAAGGACUGGACACAACAAAUUGGCUGCUGGAGAAAGUUUCUCCCCACCACUGUAACGGUGGCUAUUUUCUUUUUCCAUUAUGUUUUUGAGUUGGCUGCUGGCAGGCAAACUCAUUGUAAGUUAUUAAAAAAUAUGUUAAGUAUUAAAAAAUUAAGACUGGUAGAACAAACACCUGCUAAAAAUAUAGUAGCUAUGUAGCGUGUGGACUAUUUUACAACUUACAGAGAGGUUUUUUCUUUCUUUCAGUUGUUUACAGCUAACCACUACAUGCUACAGACAUUCGUGUUUUUACUACACGGAUUUGUUACUCUAAUUUUCCAUAUUUGACCUUCUUAUAUUAGGUUGAACAAGCUGACUUUUCUAGAAUGGUCUCUGAGAAAUGGAUGUACAAACUAUGUUGAAAUAUGAAAGUAUGUUUUUAACUCAUUUUUAUAAUUGCAUUUUUUGAAGGAUAACAAUGGAGAACACAAUCCAAUUUGAUGGAGUUAGCAAGAUGCAAAAAAAAGAAAAGAAACAAAAAAAAAAAAAACAACAAUGAGGCUUCUUCCCAAGUACGUCUGUGAACAAAGCAGUCUUCUUGUUUGCUUUAUGGGUUAUUGUUCUGUGAAGUAAUUCACUGUGUUACACACCUAAUAAGUUUGUAGUAGCUCUGAAUACGUAGCCACUCUAUUUAUGCUAGGAAGAACCAAGGGGGGGAAAAGAAAUUGUAGCUGUAGAUCACCCUGGAUGCAAAAAUCACUAAGUAUAAGCAGAUUCCUGGCAGAACAGGUAUUUGCAAUUUAUCCUACCACUGUUAUUAAGAAAAAGAAUAAAGCUAUCUAUUUGUUGCACUGC